Molecule: messenger RNA, 825 nt
Organism: Gaeumannomyces tritici R3-111a-1
Lineage: Eukaryota; Fungi; Ascomycota; Sordariomycetes; Magnaporthales; Magnaporthaceae
Exons: 3
Coding region: 1-825 (274 amino acids)
Biological process (GO): protein transport to vacuole involved in ubiquitin-dependent protein catabolic process via the multivesicular body sorting pathway
Cellular component (GO): ESCRT-0 complex
Molecular function (GO): protein binding
Source: RefSeq, a predicted model, not a curated record
AUGGUUUCGGCAGACCGGCAAACCAUCAUCGAGACCAACAAGUCUCUGCGCAUCAUCAAGAAUGAGCUCGAGAGCCUAUACGAAAAGGGCCCUAGCCGGCGCCCGCGCCGCCGCCGCACCCUCCUCCUCCUCCUCCUCGACGCCCGCCCCGCCGCGCGCGCCCCGCCCCCAGCCGCGCCGACCCCGGACAUCUCCAACCUCAGCAUCCGGGACAACAACGCCCAGGCCCCGCCGCCGCCCUACGGCAACCCCUCCCCCUCCGCCGCCGCCGCCGCUCCGCCGCCGCCUCCGCCGUCGGGCAAGCCGGUCCUCUCCCACGCGCGCGCGCUGUACCGGUACGCGGGCGCCGACGCGCACGACUGCGCCUUUGAGCGCGAUGACCGCAUCGCCGUGCACGAGUACAUGAACGCCGACUGGUGGAUGGGCCGCAACCUGCGCACCGGCCGCGAGGGCAUCUUCCCGCGCAACUACGUCGAGCCCGAGGCCGCCCCCGUCCCCGCCCCCGUCGCCAGUCCCCAGCAGGGCUACCCCGUCAACGAGAAGGCGGUCGGCGGCGGCUACUACGGCGGCGGCGGCGGCGCCCCGCCACCCCAGCAGCAGCAACAGCCGUACGGGCAGCCGGCCUACGGCUACCAGCAGCAGCAGAACCCCUACAACGCGCCCGCCCCGCCCAUGGCCGUGGCAAACCCGCCGCCGGCACAGCAGCAGGAGGCGCAGCCGCAAAAGGAGAGCUUCGCCAAGAAGGCCGGCAGCAAAUUGGGAAACGCGGCCCUGUUUGGUGCUGGUGCCACGCUUGGUGGCAACAUCGUCAACUCCAUCUUUUAG